GUUUCCUGUACUCAGGGUUGAUUGCACACAAGUUUAGAUCAGUGUGUAUGCUAAGCUGCGUGUCAGUGUGCGUUGUCUUGUUUGAGGUUACAGAAACACCAUACAAGUGGGUCAUUGAGAAAUAAGGUUUUUGAAAAUGUGGAAGACUGUUUGAACAAGUCUUAAUGACUGCACAACAGUUUUAAUACAUUUUUAGGAAAUGUCAGGAGGCACAACCAAAAGUUUAAAAAAAACACACCUUUCUUUGAGGAGCGAGCCGGCCCAGAGUAAUGGCUGUGCCUGUGCGAUGGCUGUUUACUCCUCUCCUGCUCGCCUGCGUCCUCCUUGCCACUCUGGAAGCUAAAGUCUUCCUGGAGCCUCAGAGGGCAUCAGGGCUGUUGAGGGUCAGGAGACCACGAGCCAACUCCUUCCUGGAGGAGCUCCAGCCUGGGAAUCUGGAAAGGGAAUGCAUCGAGGAGACCUGCUCUCAGGAGGAGGCCUACGAGAUCUUCCAGACUAGAGAGAAGACGAUGGAAUUUUGGCAUGCAUAUAAAGGUAUCAACCAUUGUCGUUUCAACCCAUGUUUGAAUGGCGGGAUCUGCUCAGGGGGAAGGGAUGGAUUCCACUGUGUCUGUCCCCCACUCUAUGAGGGCAGGAGCUGUGAAAAAGAGGUGUUUGACUGUGAGCAUAAGAAUGGUGGCUGCCUGCAUUACUGCAGUAACUGGGACCGCAGCACUGCAGUCACAUGCAGCUGUGCUGAAGGCUAUGAGCUGGAGGAGGAUGGAAAGAGGUGCAAGGAGGCAGUGAGGUUUCCCUGUGGUAAGCAGUGGAUUGGCGGCUCGUCGUACCGCAGCCUCCUCUCCAAUGACACCCAGCCCCUCUACACACUAAGCCCCAACGCCACACAGCCAGCCUGGGAUAACUCCACCCUCGGACAGGGUAACUCCAGUGACCCUGUGGGAGGGUACUACAGAGACAUGCAGGAACUCGAAGCCAACGACACACGCAUCAUUGGGGGGAUGCUCCAGAGACAGGGAGGAAGCCCCUGGCAGGUUCUCCUCCGCAGGCCUGACGGCUAUGGCUUCUGUGGAGGGACACUCAUUUACGAGCGCUGGGUGGUCACUGCAGCUCACUGCCUGCAGGACACAGUAGACCAUGUGACUAUAGGUGAUUAUGACAAGAAGCGUAUGGAUCCGGGUGAGCAAAAGAUAGCAGUGGCACACAGAAUAACGCACCCUUUCUUCCACGAGUACACCUUCGACAGUGACAUUGCCCUUCUUUACCUGGCCCAACCGGUGAAGUUCAGUCCGUUUGCCACCCCAGCCUGCCUUCCCAAUCCAAACCUGUCCCGGCACUUGCUACGCGACGGCAUCAUGGGGAUCGCCACCGGAUGGGGGGCCACCCGCUACCUUGGCCGCUCCUCGCGUUUCCUCCGGAAGGUCGCGCUUCCCAUUAUCGACCACAUGAAGUGCAUGGGCUCCACUGAGCAAGUGAUCACAGACAACAUGUUCUGCGCUGGAUACGAAGUGAUCGAAAAGGACUCGUGCUCGGGGGACAGCGGUGGGCCGUUCGUGGUGAACUACAGAGGCACCUGGUUCCUCACGGGCGUGGUCAGCUGGGGAGAGCAGUGUGCAGCGAAAGGGAAGUACGGCGUGUACACACGGCUGGGGAAUUACCUGAACUGGAUACGGGACACCAUAUCCGCACAUGAGCAGAGUGUGGCAGCUACAGAACGGCCUUAAUAAGGAGGUCCUCAUCUGGGCAUCGCCACUGGCGUUGUGCCCAUUUAAGUUAGGCGGGCGUGUGCCCACCCAGAUUUGGAUCUGGAUCUUUUAAGUGUAAAAAUAAUCUUUACAAAGUCUUUGAAUAUGCCCAAUUUAAGAUGAUGGCCUCAUAUCCUCAUACAUAUUGCAUCCACCCAGAACACCUCUGAGCACAAUGCUACUUUGGUGCUAUAAAUAUUAAAGACUGACAAAGAUGGCCCUGUGCUCUUUUUGGAGACUGAAUGAAUUAGUUGUAAAUGUAUAAAUGAAAAGCUCCAAGGCUAUCCAUUCAUAUUCAAUCAGUACUGCUUUUAAAUAAAGUCCACAAUCUCUCUCAUAAGAGCGGUUUGAGGUUGUUGUACAUGGUCAAAA
Sardina pilchardus (European sardine) is the source of this 2114-nucleotide messenger RNA. Its product is annotated as coagulation factor IX. NCBI's taxonomy places the organism in Eukaryota, Metazoa, Chordata, Actinopteri, Clupeiformes, Clupeidae. Gene Ontology annotation, molecular function: calcium ion binding; serine-type endopeptidase activity. The coding region runs from base 270 to 1721 and encodes 483 amino acids. Gene Ontology annotation, biological process: blood coagulation; proteolysis. The record is from RefSeq and is a predicted model, not a curated record. The transcript has 10 exons. Gene Ontology annotation, cellular component: extracellular region.